AUGUGGAAUGUUUUUAAUUUCAAUAAUAUUGAUGAUAAAUUAAAAAAUUUUAAAAAUGAAAAAGAAAUAUAUACUCACGAAGAUUUAAGGUAUUACUUUGAAAAGUUGGUGAAAAUAAACCUGAACAAUGUGAAUGUAAAUAACUUCAUAGAAUUAAUAAGAAAAAUUACUCAAAUAACAAUAUGGGGAGACAAAUAUGAUGAUCAAAUAUUUCAAUAUUUUUGUGAGGACAACAUCUUUAAUCACUUCAUUUAUUUACUGAAGCAGAAAAUAAAUAAGAAUAUCAGGAUACAAAUAUAUCAGUCUCUUACUAUGUUAAUACAGAACAUACAAAAGGAUAUAUCUUUAUAUUAUAUAUUCAGCAACAACAAAAUAAACAAUUUAAUUUAUACCACAUUUAUUUAUCAAGAUGAUGAAAUUAUGCCAUAUUAUAUUUCAAUGAUUAAAUCAAUUUCUUUUUUUUUGAAUUAUCAUACCUCCAAGUUCUUUUUUAACGAAAAGAGUAUGAAAUUUCCGUUAUAUACAGAAUCAUUGAGGCUAUACAAAUUUAAUGAUAUAAUAACUAGGACAUACGUUAAAAACAUCAUUCUUAAUAUACUCAAAAUUGAUGAUGAAGGUAUAGAGAAUUUAAUCUUAUUAAGGUCAUCGUUUUUUACCAUCCUAGUAUGUUAUUUAAGAAAUAAUUUAAUAAAGAUGAAUAAAAUAUAUACCAAAACAAAAGAAUCGAAAAAGUUAAAUAAACAUUUCAAUAAUUAUUUAGAAGAAAUUGAUGAUGUUUUAUAUUUUUUUGAAGAUAUGCUUAAUUGCGAAAAAAAAAGAAUCAAUGAUAUGUUAAUAGUAAAGCUUAUUAUUUAUUUUUAUUUUCCAAUAAUUGGUUCUUUUCAUAACGCCAUAUAUUUUCAUGGAGUUCAUCCUGAAAGCGAUAGUAACAUUUGUAAUCAUGCGGAGAAACGAGAAGAACAAAAUAUGUUCAAGAAGGAUAUUAAUAGUAAUGAUAUAAACGAGGAGCAACUUAAUUAUGGUAGUCUUGAUUAUGUAUAUUUUUCAAGCAAUGGAAAAGAUGGUACUUCAAAAGAAGUUCAUAUGAAUCAUGCAAAAAAAAAUGACACAAAUAAUGUGAAUAAACAAAAUGAAGAGGACAAAAAUAAUUUGGAAGAUAAAAAUGAUUUGGAAGAUAAAAAUGAUUUGGAAGAUAAAAAUGAUAUGGAAGAUAAAAAUAAUAUGGAAGAUAAAAAUGAUAUGGAAGAUAAAAAUAAUAUGGAAGAUAAAAAUGAUAUGGAAGAUAAAAAUGAUAUGGAAAAUAAAAAUAAUUUGGAUGGUAAAAACAAAUUGGAUGAUAAAAAAAAAGAUCAAAAACAAAAAAAUAUGUAUAAGAAUGAAAAAGUUCCAACAGAUUCACAUAACGAAAAAAAAAAGAAAGAAGUUGCUUUCAAAUUAAACGAACAAAAUGAUAAUGAUAUGAUGGAUUAUCAAAAUAAUAAAAAUUCAAAAGAUGAUGAUAGUAAUAAUAUUAAUAAUAAAGACGAAAAAGAUAAAAAUGAUAUAAUUUAUACUAAUCCUGAAAUAUCUUUAGAGAAAAUUCAACUGUUCAAUUCAUAUAAUAUUCCCUUUUUACGAUUAGUUGAUAAUAAUUUUAGAAAUUGUAAAAAUUAUGAUUUCUGUAAAAGUUUAUCUUCAUCAAAUGAAUCUUCUAUGAAUUCUAACAUAAGCUACAUUGAAAGAGAGAAGGAUGAAGAUUUGUUUUUUAAUGAAGAAAAUAUAACGAAAACUGAACCUUUAAUAAAUGAAGAUGAUAAUACUAUAAAUAAAAAUGACUCUAACAAAAAGAAUGAAAGUAAUAACAAAAAAAAAGAGAAAAAAAGUGAAAAUGCUUAUGAAUUUUUGUACUUUAAAGGAAGAUUAAAUGUUAGGAGACAAAAGGAUACUGAUAAAAAUAAAACAGAAGCAAAUAAAAAAAAGGUCGACAAUGAAACAAACACUGUAAAAAAUAAUAAUAUGAUUGAUCAAUAUAAUAGUGAUUCUAAUUUUAUAAAAGAAAAUGAUUUAAAAGAUUAUUAUUUUAAAAAAAGAGAAAAAAAAAAUAUAUUCAUUCAAUUAAAUUCACGAAAUGGAAUAUUACAUAAAAAAAAAAAAAUAAAUAAUAAUAAUAAUAAUAAUAAUAAUAAUACACAAUUGAACAAUAAUUCCUUUAAUAAUAAUGAAGAAUUUUGUGAUAUAAAUAAUUUUAUAAAUAAUAAAGAAUUUUUAAAAGAUAUUAAACAAAAUAAUUUAUAUGAUUCAUGUUAUGUAGAAAUACCAACCCUCCAAAAAAAAAUUACUUUUGAUGAAAAUAUUAAUAAUGAUAUAUAUAAUUAUUUAUUUAAUUUUAAUUGUUUUACAUUAAAUGUAUUAAAUUUCUAUAACCAUAAUAUUAGUGUUACAAAUGUUUUCUACAAUAUUUUUAAAGUAGGCUUAUGUCUUCAUCCAUUGUGCUACGUAAACUCCUUUAAAAAUUUCUCUUUAUUGUAUAAUUAUCUUAUAAAUACGAACCUUUCUUUAUUUAUACUUAUCAGAUCAUUGAAUAUACUUAAAAAUGAUAAAAUUAAUAAAAUCAUAUAUUCACUAAUUUUUGGGGAACAGAUUAAUGAAUGCUUUUUACAUAAAAUUUUAUCAAAUGAAUUAAAGGAUCCUUAUUUUUAUGCAUAUUUUUUUGAUGCACAUAAAAAAAUGAAUAUCAAUAAAAAUACAAAUGAUGAUAUGGAAUUUGAAGAUAUUUACACAUCUUCCAUAAAUUACUUAUUACCUGAAUAUAACAAGGAAGAAGAAGCUUCCUAUUUAAAUCUAAUUAAUAAAUAUUAUAAGAAUAUGGUUACAAAAAUAUUACCUUGUUCCAAAGAAAAUGGUAAAGGAGAACAAGGCGAAAAGGAAGACAAAAGAAUUGUUAGUGAGGAAAAGAAGGAAAUUGAAGAAAAUAAAGAAAAUUGUUCGAUUAUCCAAGAAAAGGAGAUUAACAAGACGGGUGAUGAAGAUAAGGAGAUUAACAAGACGGGUGAUGAAGAUAAGGAGAUUAACAAGACAGGUGAUGAAGAUAAGGAGAUUAACAAGACAGAUGAUGAAAAUAAGAAGAUUAACAAGACAGACGAUAAAGAUAAGAAGAUUAACAAGACAGAUUUUGAAGAAAAGGAUAUUAGCAAGACAGAUUCUGAAGAAAAGGAUAUUAACAAGACAGAUUCUGAAGAAAAGGAUAUUAACAAGAUAGAUUCUGAAGAAAAGGAUAUUAACAAGACAGAUUCUGAAGAAAAAGAUAUUAACAAGACAGAUUCUGAAGAUAAGGAGAUUAACAAGACAGGUGAUGAAGAUAAGGAGAUUAACAAGACAGAUGAUGAAGAAAAGGAUAUUAACAAGACAGAUUCUGAAGAAAAAGAUAUUAACAAGACAGAUUCUGAAGAUAAGGAGAUUAACAAGACGGAAGAUGAAGAAAAGGAAAUUAACAAGACAGAUUCUGAAGAUAAGGAUAUUAACAAGACAGGUGAUGAAGAAAAGGAUAUUAACAAGACAGAUUCUGAAGAAAAAGAUAUUAACAAGACAGAAGAUGAAGAAAAGGAGAUAAACAAGAAUGAUAAUAAGGAUAAUCAUAAUAAAGAAAAAGUUGAUGAAGAUAAGGAUAUUAACAAGACUGAUGAUAAGGAUAAUCAUAAUAAGGAUAAAGUUGAUGAAGAUAAACAGAUUAACAGUACUGAUGAUAAAGAUAAGAAGAAUAAUAGUACUUGUCAGGAACAAAAAGAAAAAGAAACAGUUGUUAAAAAAGGAAAACAAGAUGAACCAAGUGUUCAUAAAGAAAAGGAGUUGAAAGAUCAAGAAAAUAAAGAACAUGUUAACGAAAAGGAUAAUAAAAAAAAGGAUAUAUUGGAUCAAAAUUUUAAAGAGAAAGAUAUAAAUGAAGAAGCAACUGUGAUAGAAGAAGAAAACAAACAAACUAAGAUAAAUUGUAUGAAAGAAAAUGAGAAUAUUGGUGAUAUAGAAAAAAAUUUAACAAGUAAUAACAUAAUGAAAUAUAACGAAUUAAGUAACCCAAUAUUACUUAAUUUCAUGUUACUUACUAAUAUACAAAAAGAGAAAAAUAUUAAAAAAUGUGAAAAAGAUAAUAUUAAAAAUAAAAUAUCAGAUAUAUAUUUAUUGUUAAGUAUCCAGUUUAUUUAUAAUUAUUUAAAUACAUCAGAUGAUGAUUUGAAUAAUAUGAACAUUUCUUUUUUUAAAGUGUCUAAUUACAAUUUCUUAUAUAUUUAUUGGAACAUUAUAAAUGUCCAUAUAAAUAAUUUAUAUUUACGAAUUAUUACAUUGAAAUUGUUAGUUAAUUUGACAUUAUUGUAUGUUCAGAAAAUAAAGGAUAAAAGUGUGUGUACCGAAUUUGUAACACCAUUAUUAUCAUUAGUGGAAAAGAUUAAGAAAAAAUUGGCAAAUAAAAUUAAAAGCAUUAUAUGCAAAAUGGAAUAUAAAGUGUGUCAAAUAUUUUGGGAGGAAUCUAAAAUAUAUGAAAAUUGUUGUCAAGAAAAAAUAAAUAUAUGUGGAGACUCCAUAUUAAUGAAUAUCGUUAAUGAAGCAGAAGAAUUUGAGGAUUAUCACUUUCUGUCUUAUCCUGUGUCUCAAAUAGAAAUAUACAGAAGAAAUGUUCAUGCCUUAUUUGUUUUAAACGGUUUCUCUAGCCAACUUCAGGAUAUAAUAUCUAACACAAACAUUGACCCAAUGAAAUCAGUUCCCUUUGAUUUUAGUUACAAAGACGCAACAGCCUUAAUAGACAUAAAAAAUAAAAAUACAAUUAAAUGCUUCUUAAAAAAUAAUAACAAAAUUUUCAAUUGUUAUUAUAUAGAAGAUAAAACCAAUUUUUUAUUAUGCAUUCCAUCUAAUAGUCAUGUAAAUCAAGCUCUCAUAAUUUUUAGCUAUCCGUUAAUGUUAAUCGAUUUAUAUAUAGACAAAAAUGAUAAUAAGAAGUUGAUAGUUCAUGCUUACAGUUAUAACAAUGAAGAGAAUAAUGUUGAUGAGUCAGUUAUCACAACCUUUAAUAAUUCUGAAAAAAUAUUUAAUGAUAAUAAUACAUAUGACAGUAAUUAUGUUAAUAUAGUAAGAUGUUAUAGUUCAAAUAAUGAUGAUAACAUAUCUGAUGAAAAUGUUAAAAUUCAUAAAAAUGAUUAUAUCCUAAAUAAAUAUAGUUCAGCUUAUAAGAAGAAUAAGACAAUAACAAAUGUGAAAAAAGAGUGGUGCGUUAAGGAACUCAAUUUUAUGAAGAACAUUUUGAAGCUCAAUUUUUAUGAUACAACAAGAUCUCUUAUUGUAUACAAAGAAAUAAAAUCAGGUAUACAAAGUGUGAACGACAAAUACAAAAAGAAGCUGGAGGAAUAUCUUGAUACGUUUAAUUAA
Messenger RNA from Plasmodium falciparum 3D7, 5394 nucleotides. Its product is annotated as putative FPL domain-containing protein. The record is from RefSeq and is a predicted model, not a curated record. The coding region runs from base 1 to 5394 and encodes 1797 amino acids. The transcript is spliced from 14 exons. Lineage: Eukaryota; Apicomplexa; Aconoidasida; Haemosporida; Plasmodiidae.